Messenger RNA from Effrenium voratum, 2199 nucleotides. The record is from the annotation of a GenBank genome assembly. Lineage: Eukaryota; Dinophyceae; Suessiales; Symbiodiniaceae.
AUGUACUAUUGCUUGGAACAGACCUUCGCCAGCGCGAAGUCUCGCCCGACUCCGGAUCCUGGUGGCAUCUUUUAUGAGACGCUGCGGGAGCGUGCCUCUACGCUGCCGAAGCUGAGGAGACAGGUGCUCAGAGGAUUGCCAGGCGCGACCGCCGGCGAGGAUGCCCCCAGGUCGAUCCUCAGUGAGCCUUCCUGGGCUUGCGAGGAGGACUUUGCAACUCCAGAAAGGCUGACCGAGGAUGCCAGCGGAAAUCGGGCAGUGGCCUUUGAAGAAAUGGACCUCUGGAACCCGUUUUGGAGGCUGAUUGGUGGUGCGGACUGCGGCCUCGCGGAGCAAGUUUGCAUCGCCCUUCCUCUAGAGGCACCUGCUGCUGACGCAGCUUUCAAGACCAAUUUGCGGAAGGAAGAGGGCCGCUUGUUCUGCUUCCUCCCGCUGCCUCCCAGCGCGGUGUCUCUACGCCUUGCAGCUCACGUUCAUGCGCCGCUGAACACCACGCAAGACCGCCGGAGCGUGCUCCUGGACAGCCGCGUGGGCGACAACGAGAUCAUCAACACGAACGUGCGCCUGCUGGAUGUUCGCAUCCCUGAGUGCAUUGCGCGCUGCGCGCUGGAUCUCUCGAAGAAUGCCUCGCCCAAGGACUUCUUCAGCAUUCUGCCUGUGCUUCACGGCAGAGCUGAAGGGGAAAAGGAUGCGCCUGAAACCGGAGUGGCAGAUCGAGUCGCCCAGUCCUUCUACAAGAUGCUGAUUCGACGACCCGAGCCGAUCUUCCCAGUAGCGGCCGCGGGCCCGCGGAGGUGUGUGCGCUUCAGCGAUGCCGUCUUCGUGUCCCAGCGAGAGGCCAAGACCUCGGCUGGAGGGCCGAAGGAGGGCGCCGCGCUGCUGGAUCAGGUCAGCGCCAGCCUGGCGCGGUUCGGGGUGCCGGUGGUGAAGGUGCCCCUGAGGAUCUUGGAGUCCUUCGAGCAGGUGCUGCACCCGGCAAAGCCCCGGGUGCUGACCCCAACGUGGCUGCGCCAGUUCCUGCGCACCAUGGGCUCCUCCGAGUCGCGGAAAGCCAGCCCUGGGUUUCCCUUAGCCACCGGCGAGACGGAGACGGACAGCACCGAGAAGAGGGGCCAGGAUGCCUCGAUUCCGUACCUGCGCGUGGACGAGGCUGUGGCCUUUCUGGACUUCGCGCUGGCGGACGGCGACCACGGGGACUUGGAAGGCGUCCCGCUCCUCUUCACCGAGGACGUCAGUGUGGGAACCAUGGCGUUCGCGAGCGGGCUGAAGACUGUCUUCAUGCCCGAGGACGAGGAAGAGUACCAACUGCUGCCAAAGGCUCCGGCGCGGCUCCUCUCCAAGGAGAUCCGCAAGCAGCGGCCCUGGGUCUGGGUGAACCUGCAGCAAAUGGCCAGCAGCGAAGCCGCAGGAGAUGCCAAGAGCUUCCAGCUCCGACGGAUGACAGCGGCGCCCCUGAUGUCCGCGCUGCAGGAGCUGCUGCCCAAGAGCUGGAACGUGGCUGUGCCCGAGGUCCCCACGGCCGAGUGGGAAGGCUGGGUAGAAGGCUGGCUACGCGCCCUGUGGAGCUGGAUGAGCAGGAUGGAUGUCCCAGCCAAGAACAUGCUCCAGUGGCCGAUCGUACCAAGUCUUCAGAACGAGGCUGACGAAGACAAGGGGUACGGAACCACAGUGCCUGCGCGACUUUACAGGCUUCAGCCAGAUGCCGCGCUCUUUUCGCACAAGGGCGAUGCAGCGAGGCCGGGCAUUCUGGAAGGCCCCUUCGCCGGGCCUCUGGUGAAGCUACUGGAGCGUGUGGGCUGCACACCUGUGCGCCUGCCCGUGUGGCUCCACGAGCGUCUGCUGCUUGGCUUCGUGCAUCCCGGCACCGCGGACGGCUUGAUGAAGGCCUGCCACAACCGCCUCCGAGCCUUGCUCGACAAGGAUGCGAAGGACCGCUCCGCCGGCGCGCGGAAGUUCCGGACACUGCUGGGGCAGCUGGGCCCGGAGCAGCAGGGCGCCGUGGCGGCCUGGCUGGUGGCCGCCGGCCGCGAGAGCUGCGAUUGCGGCUUGACUCCGUGCGCCAACGACGACGUGGCGCGGAAGUGGAGGUGGGAGUGCGAUGUGAUCCGCUCGGCGCCGGUGCUACAGCCCUUUGGUCGACAGGACCAGGUCGCUCUGGUGGAUAGUGCCCCGGGCAAGCCAUGGUCUUUGCUGCCCGAG